Molecule: messenger RNA, 1184 nt
Organism: Monodelphis domestica (gray short-tailed opossum)
Lineage: Eukaryota; Metazoa; Chordata; Mammalia; Didelphimorphia; Didelphidae
Source: RefSeq, a predicted model, not a curated record
UGGACUAGUUAGCCUCUAAGAUCUCUUCCAGAUCUAAAUGUAGGAUCCUAAAGGACAAUAUUUGGUGUCCUUGACCAUAUCUACCAGUAGAGGGAGUACGUUUAAUACCAGUAAGCAAGCACAGUCUCAGAGGUGGUUUAAAGCCUUAUCUAUGUCCGGUAUAGAAGGGAUAGUCCCAUUUAGGGCAUUCUCUGGCUAGCUACCUCUAUGCAAUCACCUACAUUCAGCCCCUUCCUCUGUCAGGUCCAAUGGGGAAACGGAAUCCUAGAAUCAGGACCAGGUCCCUAACCACUUAUAAAGUUUGUUUUUAGAAGAUUAGUUAGGUACUGACCUGGCUGUUGUCCGGAGCCGCCAUCUUGUGGGAGCGAAACCAACGCCUGGAGAGCAGGGGGGAAGGAGCUGCAGCCCCUCACCGGUUUCUUUUGCCAACGUUCAACGUAUCACACUUGGAGCAUGGGGAAUAUAUUUGCUAACUCCUUCAAGGGGCUCUUUGGCAGAAAAGAAAUGAGGAUUCUAAUGGUUGGUCUGGAUGCUGCAGGAAAGACUACUAUUUUGUACAAACUGAAGCUGGGUGAAAUAGUAACUACUAUUCCCACUAUAGGUUUCAACGUAGAAACUGUAGAAUACAAAAACAUUACCUUCACGGUGUGGGAUGUAGGUGGCCAGGACAAAAUCCGACCCUUAUGGCGCCAUUACUUCGAGAAUACUCAAGGACUGAUUUUUGUGGUUGACAGCAAUGACAGAGAGCGAGUGGUUGAGGCCCGAGGAGAACUGAUGAGAAUGUUGGCAGAGGAGGAUCUUAGAAAUGCCAUCUUAUUAGUGUUUGCUAACAAACGAGAUCUUCCCAAUGCCAUGAAUGCAGCUGAAAUCACAGAUAAACUCGGACUUCAUUCUCUCCGUAACAGAAACUGGUACAUCCAAGCCACCUGUGCCACUAGUGGGGAUGGGCUCUAUGAAGGACUGGACUGGUUGUCCAAUCAGCUCCGAAACCAGAAAUGAAACAACAAAAGUUCCUCCUCCCUCUUUCCAUCUCUCCCUCUUAUGUCCUGUUCACCCUUCGCUUUACUCUCCUGUGGCAAGCUGUGCUACUUUGUGGUACUGUGUGCUGGAAGCUGUUUUUUCUAUCCCUUGUCACAGUAUGUAUUGCACCAUGUAAAUGCGGCAAAUACAGGUCUGAAAACAGG